GACAAGGUAGCGAAGUCCAUUGUAAGCUAUAUACCAGAAUACCAAAGCCAUUUCAGGGACUUAAAAGAAGAGGGCUAUUGUAUCAUUGCGUAUGCACGCAAGUCUAAAGGUAAAAAAGAAGAGGAAAUUAGAUUACGCUUUUACCGAACA
Molecule: messenger RNA, 150 nt
Organism: Mucor mucedo
Lineage: Eukaryota; Fungi; Mucoromycota; Mucoromycetes; Mucorales; Mucoraceae
Exons: 1
Source: RefSeq, a predicted model, not a curated record